Messenger RNA from Erythranthe guttata (spotted monkey flower), 2162 nucleotides. Its product is annotated as pyruvate decarboxylase 1. Gene Ontology annotation, cellular component: cytosol. The record is from RefSeq and is a predicted model, not a curated record. Lineage: Eukaryota; Viridiplantae; Streptophyta; Magnoliopsida; Lamiales; Phrymaceae. Gene Ontology annotation, molecular function: magnesium ion binding; thiamine pyrophosphate binding; pyruvate decarboxylase activity.
UACAUAUCUAUUCCUCCAAUUUACUAUUCUAAAAUAUCACCAAUUUUACUGUUUUUUCUGCUUCGUCGUUUUCUCACGCAACAAUGGACACGAAGAUAGGCUCGUUGGACACUUGUGCGUCCCCCACGUGUACCGAAGUCGGCAGCCUCCCUUCCAAUGGCGCCGUUUCCACCAUCCAGUGCUCCGCCGUGGCGAUCAACUCCGCCGAGGCCACUCUCGGCCGCCACCUGGCCCGCCGCCUAGUGCAGAUCGGCGUCAGCGACGUCUUCUCCGUCCCCGGUGACUUCAACUUGACGCUUCUCGACCACCUCAUUGCCGAGCCGGGGCUCAACUUGAUCGGCUGCUGCAACGAGCUCAACGCCGGCUACGCCGCCGACGGUUACGCCAGGUCUCGAGGUGUCGGCGCAUGCGUCGUCACGUUCACUGUCGGUGGUUUGAGUGUCAUCAACGCGAUCGCCGGCGCCUACAGCGAGAAUCUUCCGGUGAUCUGUAUUGUCGGAGGUCCGAAUUCGAACGACUACGGUACGAACCGGAUCCUGCACCACACUAUCGGGUUACCCGAUUUCAGCCAGGAGCUACGCUGCUUCCAGACCGUCACUUGCUAUCAGGCGGUGGUGAAUAACUUGGAGGAUGCACAUGAAUUGAUAGAUACAGCGAUUUCAACAGCGUUAAAAGAGAGUAAACCAGUGUACAUUAGCAUCGGCUGUAAUUUGCCGGCGAUUCCGCAUCCAACUUUUAGUCGUGAGCCUGUCCCCUUUGCCCUCUCCCCAAAAUUGACCAAUAAAAUGGGCCUGGAAGCAGCAGUGGAGGCAACAGUCGAGUUCCUGAACAAGGCCGUGAAACCAGUGUUGGUCGGAGGACCGAAACUGCGUGUUGCAAAAGCGUGCAAUGCCUUUGUCGAACUGGCCGAUGCUUGUGGCUAUGCACUUGCAGUUAUGCCAUCAGCCAAGGGACUAGUCCCCGAGCACCACCCCCGUUUCAUAGGUACCUACUGGGGGGCUGUAAGCACUGCCUUCUGUGCAGAAAUUGUGGAAUCUGCUGAUGCUUAUCUCUUUGCUGGACCCAUAUUCAACGACUAUAGCUCGGUUGGGUACUCUCUGCUUCUCAAGAAAGAGAAGGCCAUUAUCGUGCAGCCUGAUCGUGUGAUUAUUGGCAAUGGGCCGGCUUUUGGAUGUAUUCUCAUGAAGGAUUUCUUAACUGCUCUUGCGAAACGGCUCAAUCGUAAUACAACUGCUUACGAGAAUUAUCAUAGGAUUUAUGUUCCUGAAGGGCAUCCUCUGAAAAGCGAGCCGAAAGAGGCGUUGAGGGUGAAUGUUCUGUUUCAGCACAUUCAGAAGAUGUUGUCUGCUGAGACAGCUGUCAUCGCCGAGACUGGAGACUCGUGGUUUAAUUGCCAGAAGCUGAAAUUGCCACAGGGAUGCGGGUAUGAGUUCCAGAUGCAAUAUGGAUCAAUUGGUUGGUCAGUUGGUGCAACUCUGGGUUAUGCACAGGCUGUACCAGAGAAGCGAGUGAUUGCUUGCAUUGGAGACGGCAGCUUUCAGGUUACAGUUCAAGAUGUGUCGACUAUGCUUCGAUGUGGGCAGAAAACUAUCAUCUUCUUGAUAAACAACUGUGGUUACACGAUCGAGGUGGAGAUUCACGAUGGGCCUUACAACGUGAUCAAGAACUGGAACUAUACUGCAUUGGUUGAUGCAAUUCAUAACGGUGAAGGCAAUUGCUGGACCACUAAGGUCCGAUGUGAAGAAGAGCUUAUCGAAGCAAUCGAGACUGCUACAGGAGCCAAGAAAGACUGCUUGUGUUUCAUAGAAGUGAUUGUUCACAAAGACGACACGAGCAAAGAACUGCUUGAAUGGGGAUCCAGGGUUUCUGCUGCUAACGGCCGUCCACCAAACCCUCAGUAGAUUCUGUUAAAUAUGCUGAAAGUGUAUUAAAAUUUGUCCCAUUAAAACUUGUUUGGUAAUAAGCUGUAUUUCCUUCAAACAGUGUUUCAUUAAUUAGAGAGUUUCUUGUGUUUGAAAAAAAUAUUUUGUCACACUUUAAUUUUUGGCAUUAGCGGUAACAAUAAUUGGUCGUCCGUGGAAAUCCUCGUGUUGCACUUAAGUUAAAAAAAAGCUAUGUCGGAAAGUUUGUCCUGCUUAAUUUGGAUUUAUAAUUUUACUUGA